Molecule: messenger RNA, 1782 nt
Organism: Heterobasidion irregulare TC 32-1
Lineage: Eukaryota; Fungi; Basidiomycota; Agaricomycetes; Russulales; Bondarzewiaceae
Exons: 9
Coding region: 1-1782 (593 amino acids)
Biological process (GO): glutathione metabolic process
Cellular component (GO): cytosol
Molecular function (GO): 5-oxoprolinase (ATP-hydrolyzing) activity
Source: RefSeq, a predicted model, not a curated record
AUGCCAGUCCCCGCGUCCACCAUCAAAGGGCCUGACCCGAUUCUCCUCACGCUGUUUGCGAACCGCUUCAUGAGCGUCGCAGAAGCAAUGGGACGAUCCCUUCAGCAGACCUCUAUUAGCACCAACAUCAAGGAGCGCCUCGAUUUCUCUUGCGCGCUCUUCGCGCCCGAUGGAGACCUCGUCGCGAACGCGCCGUUCAUUCCCAUUCACUUGGGAUCUAUGAGCUUCGCUGUGAAGUACCAGAUGCAGCUCUAUGGGAAGGACUUGAAGGAGGGGGACGUGUUGAUGACCAACUCCCCACACGCGGGCGGCUCUCACCUCCCCGACAUCACUAUCAUCAGCCCUGUCUUCGACCCGAAGACGAAAGAGAUCAUAUUCUUCACGGCCUCACGCGGGCACCAUGCUGAUAUUGGCGGUAUUCUUCCUGGCUCUAUGCCUCCGACCUCGGUGAACAUUUUCGAGGAGGGUGCGGAGAUCGUCAGCUUCAAGGUCGUCAACAACGGCGUGUUUGACCAGAAGGGUCUUUACGAGUACAUGCUCGACAAGCCGGCCCAAUAUCCCGGUAGUUCGGGGUGUAGGAACAUCAGAGAUGUCGAAAGCGAUCUUAAAGCGCAAAUUGCCGCUAACCACAAGGGCAUUCAGCUCAUCCAUUCAAUCGUGGAUGACUAUGGCCUCGAGACAGUCCAGGAAUAUAUGCUGCACAUUCGUUCCAACGCCGAGGCCUCAGUACGCAAUCUCCUCCGCGAAGUGGUCCAAAAAUCCGGCGCAAACGUUCUCAGCGCGGUCGACUAUCUCGACGAUGGCUCUCCCAUCCACCUGAAAGUGGAGAUUGAUGAAAAGGCUGGCUCCGCCGUUUUGGACUUCGAAGGCACCGGCUGCGAAGUCCGGGGGAACCUCAACGCCCCGAUCUCGGUAGUGCAUUCCGCCGUUAUAUACUGCAUGCGGUCCAUGCUUGACCUCGACAUCCCUCUCAACGCUGGUUGUCUCGUUCCCCUCGACAUUCGGAUACCAAAGGGCAGUUUGCUCUCGCCCUCGCGCACGGCGGCCGUCUGCGGCGGCAACGUUCUCACCUCGCAACGCAUUGUCGACGUCGUCCUCAAGGCCUUCCACGCGUGCUCCGCAAGCCAGGGCUGCACGAACAACCUCACCUUCGGUGCCGGCGGCAAAGACGCAGACGGGAACAAUAUCGCCGGGUGGGGAUACUACGAGACGAUUGCCGGCGGCUCGGGCGCAGGGCCAACGUGGCACGGGACGUCGGGCGUGCACACGCACAUCACGAAUACGCGGAUCGGAGACGUCGAAAUUCUCGAGCGGCGGUAUCCGCUGCUCCUGCACCAGUUCGGACUCCGAGAGGGCUCGGCAGGCGAUGGUAAAUAUCGUGGCGGAGAAGGUGUCGUGCGAGAGAUAGAAUUCACGGAGCCGCUGCAAGUCUCCAUUCUCUCCGAGCGGAGGACACGCCAACCGUACGGACUUGAAGGUGGCGGCUCUGGCGGCCUCGGGCGAAACACCUGGGUGAAGCAGGCGCGGCGCGGCGAUGGCGACCUGCUAGACGGUGAAUCCAAGAAGAUGCAGGAGCCGCGCAGGGUCAAUAUCGGCGGCAAGGCGACGGUGUGGAUGGGCAAGGGCGACCGGCUGCUGAUCGAGACGCCCGGAGGCGGCGGUUGGGGGCUCCCCGAAGCGGUAGAGAGAGAACUAGAGGAGCAGGAGGACCUAGCGCACGUCAAGGCGUGGGCAGCGCGGGGAAGUCUGGCGGAAAGGGAGGCGGCACAGGCGGGAUUUUGA